AUGUCUAGCAAUAAUAGCAAAAGAAGGGCGGGUAGAGGUAGGCAAAGGAUUCGCCUAUCUAGAAUUGAAAGUGAUACUAAUCGUAAUGUCACCUUCUCGAAACGCCCCAAUGGCCUUAUCAAGAAGGCCAAUGAGAUAUCCACACUAUGUGGCGUGGAGAUUUUGUGGAUGAUUUUUGCACCUUCUGGCAAGCCUUAUACUUUCAGCAACCCCAGUAUGGAUGCGAUCUUAACCAAAUAUUUUGGUGCUAAUCCUACAGCACAACCCAACUCUGCCAAACAAAACUUCCACCCUCACCGUGAAGCCGUGAAGCAAAUCUUGUCUUCCCAAAUUACUUAG
Molecule: messenger RNA, 339 nt
Organism: Ipomoea triloba (trilobed morning glory)
Lineage: Eukaryota; Viridiplantae; Streptophyta; Magnoliopsida; Solanales; Convolvulaceae
Product: agamous-like MADS-box protein AGL61
Exons: 1
Coding region: 1-339 (112 amino acids)
Biological process (GO): regulation of transcription by RNA polymerase II
Molecular function (GO): RNA polymerase II cis-regulatory region sequence-specific DNA binding; DNA-binding transcription factor activity, RNA polymerase II-specific; protein dimerization activity
Source: RefSeq, a predicted model, not a curated record